AUGAUCAACGUUCGCCGCCUCGCCCUCUACAUCGGAGCCUUGCUCCCAGCUGUUUUGGCUGCCCCAGCUCCUAUCACAAGAAGAGAUGAUAUCAUCGAGGGGAAGUACAUCAUCACUUUGAAGCCAGGUGUCGAUGCCAACGGUGUUGAGUCCCAUCUCAACUGGGUAUCCGAUGUCCACAAGCGAAGUUUCGCCAAGCGCGACACUGUCGGUGUCGAGAAGACCUACGCAAUCAAGGACUGGAAGGCAUACGCCGGAGAAUUUGACGAUGCGACCAUAGCCGAAAUCAAAGCUAGCCCUGAUGUUGCUCUCGUUGAGCCUGACACAAUCGCCUACCUUUGGUACGAGCAGGCCGACGCCAAGCUCGAGAAGAAGGCUUUGACCACCCAGACCGGUGCCACCUGGGGCCUGGGAGCCAUUUCUCACCGCACUGGCUCAUCCACCAGCUACAUCUACGACACCACUGCUGGUGAGGGUACCUAUGCCUACAUUGUCGACAGCGGUAUCAACAUCGCCCACACUCAGUUCGGUGGACGGGCUACCCUUGGCUACAACGCUGCUGGUGGAGAACACACUGACACCCUUGGUCACGGUACUCACGUUUCUGGAACCAUCGGCGGUACUACCUACGGAGUUGCGAAGAGGACAAACUUGAUCUCCGUCAAGGUCUUCACCGGCUCGUCAGGAUCUACUUCCGUCAUUCUGGCCGGUUUCAACUGGGCAGUCAACGAUAUCACCUCCAAGAGCCGUACUGCUCGCUCGGCCAUCAACCUUUCUCUUGGUGGCCAGGCAUCUACCACCUGGACCAACGCCAUCCAAGCCGCUUACACUCAGGGCGUUCUCUCUGUUGUUGCUGCCGGAAACGGUGAUGCAAACGGCAACCCUCUGCCCGUGUCCAGCCAGUCUCCUGCCAACGCCCCCAACGCCAUCACCGUGGCCGCCGCCGACUCUAGCUUCCGCCCUGCUUCCUUCACGAACUACGGCGCAGGCGUUGAUUUAUUCGCCCCGGGUGUAGGCAUCACCUCUGCCUGGAUUGGAAGCACCACUGCCACCUCGACCAUCAGUGGAACUUCCAUGGCUUGCCCCCACAUCGUUGGUCUUGCUGUCUACCUCCAGGCUCUCGAGGGCUUGAGCACCCCCGCUGCCGUUACCAACCGCAUCAAGGCUCUUGCUACCACGGGUCGUAUCACUGGCACUCUCAACGGAAGCCCCAACCUCUUUGCCUACAACGGCAACGGUGCGUAAGUGGGUGGUCGAUUAGCACUGAAUUCAGACAAAUGGGUACGGGCAGAAGUCAGAACAGGGGGUUGAGCAUGAGAUUUGAGUGAGGAACGUCCUGAGCGAGCGAGUCAUAUAUCCUGGACCGAGUAGAG
Messenger RNA from Dothidotthia symphoricarpi CBS 119687, 1373 nucleotides. Its product is annotated as subtilisin-like protein. The transcript is spliced from 3 exons. The record is from RefSeq and is a predicted model, not a curated record. The coding region runs from base 1 to 1245 and encodes 414 amino acids. NCBI's taxonomy places the organism in Eukaryota, Fungi, Ascomycota, Dothideomycetes, Pleosporales, Dothidotthiaceae. Gene Ontology annotation, molecular function: serine-type endopeptidase activity. Gene Ontology annotation, biological process: proteolysis.